Phaedon cochleariae (mustard beetle) is the source of this 2070-nucleotide messenger RNA. The record is from the annotation of a GenBank genome assembly. Lineage: Eukaryota; Metazoa; Arthropoda; Insecta; Coleoptera; Chrysomelidae.
UUCGUGCACGCGACCUAUAAAAGAAUAUAAUCUUGGGACUGUGAGAUUUUUGUGUAUUAUAUAUUUACUAUAUUUCCUCUAAUCGAAACGGAUGUGGAUACAAACAAUAUUAAAAAACCACGUGGUGGUAGUAUUAACAAAGAGCAGACAAGACUUUUAAUAGAAAUAAUGGAGGCCUCUAAGGACUUGAGGAAAGGAACAUUUCACCCCAAUUCACUUAUAAGGAUUCUGAAAUCUGAAGUACCUAUCAAUUUUCUAGUAAUGUCUUUGAAUAAACGAAAAACUUCAAUAAAUUGUGCAGCAGACAAACACUCAAUUGGUCCUUUCUAUGCAGAAACCUUCUCAGUCUUCCAGCAAGGAUUUCAGACACUUCCAAAUGUUUUAAAGCUUUUAGAUCUAUUCCAUAUGUUUUCCAUAUUUUGCAAUACAUAAUAUGUUUUUCCGAUUUUUCACUAAGGUUCAGUUCCCAUCACAAAUGAAAAUAACUUCAUAUUUCAUGAGUGUAUCCUAUGGGAAACAUGUUGUUCCCAUGGGUGUGACCAUGGGAAGCAGUUACAUCAGAAUACAUCAUCUCAAAUUUCCAUGGGAGAUUCAUUCCAACGGAUUUGAGAAUCGGGCCCCUGGCAUGUGCUGCCACUGCCACAGUAGGCCGAUUGUGCCUGAGCUCACUGAGCUGAGAUGCUAUAAUUGGAAAAUUGCUAUACAGUUUUGACUAGUUUUAGCAGUUUUGAGUUUAAUUUAAUGCAUGUUUAAUGCUAAAAGGAGUGUUAUGUUACAAGAUCAUUUAUUCCAACAUCAUUUCCAACCUAUAUUUACUAUAGCUUUGGGGUAAUGUAGAGAUUCCACAGAGGGAAUACCAUAAUGCUACUAUUAUCAGAGAAUCUCAAACUGCAGAAAUCACACUUAUAAUUGAUAAGAAUCACCUAGAAGUUGAGGUAUCUGAUGUCCCCCAAAGAACAGCAGAAAGGCCUAACACAUAAUGUGUUUGCUGUGAAAAAUAUCUUCAUAGGAAGUAUGACUACAGAUGUCUUGGCAGAAAUUGAAACAUUGAAAAAGAUAUACUGGUCCAGAAAAUCAGGAAGAAAUUCAAUCAGUUUUUGUUAAAUUUUCAAAAGAAGUUAGGUUUCCUAUGCAGACUGAUACUGAUGUUGAAAAAUUCAAGAAUAUUUCAGGAAACCCAGAAAAUUUCAGCAAAGCAGUACAUGAAUUUGCUGGACUUGGGGGCUCAAAUAAAGCUCAAGUACAUACACCUUCAUAAAAAGAGUUAUGUCGGCGCCUCGGUCGGCGCUAAUGACAAAUGAUAUUGCCAAGCAGUACAGUUGGCUUGGGAGGAAGGGGAAGAUGUCCUUUCAUAAAUUGAAUCUCUCUACAUCACUGAUAGAUAACCCAGACACAAAAUGAUUUUAUCAAUGGUAAUAAAAUUCAAGAAAAUUCGAAAAGACCAUGAUUUGAAACUUAAAGAAAUCCAUACCAAACUUGAAGAAACAUAUUAUGCUCUUGAGAAAUCUGUCUGAAAAUAGAGAUACAAACAAACCUAUUGAGGCUUUCAUUAUUUUAAAAGAUUUUCCUCUCAAAGAGGACAAAUUUCAUAUUGUGGAAGAUGAAUUGAGGGACACUGGAGUUUUUAGGAAAUGGGUUGAAGAUCUGAGUAAAUUGGGGGGAAAUAACUAUAAAGAAACAUCAAGACGAAUUCUCAAGAGAGUAUUAGAUGACCAAUUUUUCAAAACAUUCAGCCUUCAUGAGAAGAUUAAAACUUCGGAAUCUUCUCCUGAAGAUGCUAACAUAGUUGGCGAAACACGUGUCGAGGCGUUAAAAAAUCGGUUUGAAGCUGUCCACAAGAAUUUUCAACAAUACUCACUGAAGGAUAUUGAAAUUGUUAUAGGAAUUUGGCUGUCAAAAUGCAAUGAAAGGUUGAACAAGAAGGGAUUAAGCCAAGAGAGGCCUGAGAGAACAGAGACACCUGAUGAUGACUUGGUUAAUGGUAAUGAUGAAAAGGGUCAAGAAAAGUAACCUUCAUUUUCAAAUUAGAAACAUGUAUUUUUCAGGCAUGGAAAUAAAGAAAUACUGAAA